AUGUCAAGAGAUCAGCUUCUGGAGAAUCCUAUAGACCUUAUAAGGGAGACUAGGAGCAAUUUCUCAAUCUUAAACGAUUCAGAGUCCCUCGCAAAUGUCCAAAAGAACUUUGAAGAACUGCAACGAAUAGUCCAAGAGAAAGUAGAUAGAAAAGAUGGCGAGGUGAAACAGCUUGACUCAGCAGUAAGAAAGACAGAAAACAGGCUUGAGAUGCUGCGGCGUACUCGGGACGACUCAGGAACGGCUGAAGAUGGCAAUUCCAGCUCCGAAGAUGCGGAAAAACUGUUUCAGGAGCUUGAACUACUUGAACACAGAUUGGUCACUUUGCGAAAGCAAGUUGAUCUCGACAUAAAAGAACUAGCUCAAGAAAGUCGGGAAAAAAGUGAAGAACUUGUGCAGGAAGCACAGCCUGUAGAUCGCGAUCACAAAACAAAUAUUUUAAAAAUCCAGGUCUAUCGCUCAUUGGGGGUGGUUUUGGAUCUAUCAAACAAAAAUGCACUACUGAACAAAGCUGGCACUUUGGAUGUGGUGCCACUCGAUGACCCGGUGAGCGAUCAUUAUAAGACCAAGUAUUUGUGGGACAGCAUCUGA
This is a messenger RNA of Lachancea nothofagi CBS 11611, 591 nucleotides long. The record is from the annotation of a GenBank genome assembly. Lineage: Eukaryota; Fungi; Ascomycota; Saccharomycetes; Saccharomycetales; Saccharomycetaceae.